UUUAGACCCAGCUCCUGAUUGGUUCAAGCAUUCCGAAGCCCGAAAGCCUGGGCCUGCAACCCCCCACCAAUGUUUCCGGAGCUCACCUUCAUCUUCAGUUGUCCAAGCAAACAUCCCGCGCUGAUUACGCCUUGAAAAGGCCAGCUACCUGGCUCGAGGCUAUCAUCGCAGGCCAAUGCGUUAGAUCCAAGACAAUAAGUUCUAACGGACGUCUCACAACUCAUUGAUCAAAAUAAACGGCUGCGCUAAGGUUGAAGCACACUUCGGAGGACUUCACUUCCUUAGCUUCACCCCGACCCCGCAUCAGCCCAUCAUGCCCUCGCAACCAACCGCCUCAGGCAUCGUAACCGACGAACGGAGCGGCGAGCGCCACAUUCCCGAGUCCAAAAGAGCCGAUGGCAGCGUAAGAAAAGCCAUCAAAGUCCGUCCCGGCUACCGGCCACCGGAGGAUGUCGAAGUCUACCGAAACCCAAUCGCGGAGAACUUCCGCAACCGUGGCAAAGGCCCGGUCCCUGGCGCCGAGGGUUUGAAGAGCGACAAGCCAGCGCAGGCAUCCUCCGCAGCGGUCAACAAGAACGCCAAGCGUCGCGAAGCACGUAAGAAGGCCAAGGCAGCCGGGGCUACUCAAUCAGAGGAGGCACCUGCAGUUGAGGUGAAGAAGGAAGAGCUGGACCCUGAGGCGGAGAAUGAGAAGAAAGCCCGGACUCUUAAGAAGAAGCUCAGGCAAGCGAAGGAGCUUAAGGAGAAGAAAGAGGGCGGCCAGGUGCUGCUGCCGGAACAGAUCGCUAAGGUGAUCAAGAUCAGCGAGCUGAUCCGGGAGUUGGAUGCCCUUGGCUUUGACGCCGAGGGCGAGCCCAAGACUGCUGCCGCCCCUACAGAGACAUCACCGGAGUGAUCGACUCACGAUUUUGCGGACUUCAUUUUUUUGAAGAUUUGGGGCGCCAGCCUACCUCGAUCGGCAGACGAAUGAUGCUGCUGCGACCUCCUAGGCCUUAUCGUCUCGGCACCAGAACGGAGCCAUACCAGCGGCAUGUCUUGGAGCUCGUCUUGCUACCUACGAGACGUUAACUCCGAGUACGGUGACCGAUGGUUACGAAUCCCAACGUUAGGCAAGACACUCCAAUGGGCUCAAGUGACCCGGCCAAGCAUUCAAUCGAGGCAACCCGCCAGCAGCCAUGCCGAUACAUGAAGGGGCGCCUCGGGCUGGGGAAUAGACCUCGACAAACCC
Messenger RNA from Chaetomium strumarium, 1228 nucleotides. RefSeq lists its product as uncharacterized. Gene Ontology annotation, cellular component: cytoplasm; exon-exon junction complex. The record is from RefSeq and is a predicted model, not a curated record. Gene Ontology annotation, molecular function: RNA binding. Bases 314 to 895 code for a protein of 193 amino acids. Lineage: Eukaryota; Fungi; Ascomycota; Sordariomycetes; Sordariales; Chaetomiaceae. Gene Ontology annotation, biological process: exon-exon junction complex disassembly. The transcript has a single exon.